This is a messenger RNA of Anopheles coustani, 417 nucleotides long. Its product is annotated as keratin, type II cytoskeletal 60 kDa, component III-like. The coding region runs from base 1 to 417 and encodes 138 amino acids. The transcript is spliced from 2 exons. The record is from RefSeq and is a predicted model, not a curated record. NCBI's taxonomy places the organism in Eukaryota, Metazoa, Arthropoda, Insecta, Diptera, Culicidae.
AUGACCCACUACGACUACUGUAUUAGUAGUGUUGCUUUGUCGCGGGUGUCGGUUGUCGAGGGCCUAGGGGUGUGGCUUGACGCCGCCUUGUCCUUCAGUGUGCAGAUUGACAAGGUGGUAUCCAAGGCCAACAGUAUGUUGGGGCUUAUGUCUCGCCUGGCAUCGGAGGUGCGGAACCCGCGCAGCCUAACAGCGCUGUACUGUUGCUGGGUCAGACCGAUCCUCGAGUAUGCUUCCGUGUGCGGCGGUGAGAUGGGCGAUGGCGUCGGCGGUGAGAUGGGCGAUGGCGUCGGCGGUGAGAUGGGCGAUGGCGUCGGGGCUGGCGUUGGUGAUGAUGUCGGGAUUGGCGAUGGCAACGGGGCUGGCGUUGGCGGUGGUGUCGGGGCUGGCGUUGGCACUUCGAAAGUUCUGCGAUAA